GUUCCACAAUUUGCUGCACCGAUCGCAACAAUAGAUGACGAAACUACACUUAAGGCCCUGAAGGGUGAUGAUGGCACCAGUGGAGGGGCGACCUGUGCUGUGCUGGCGAAGAUGCAGACCACAAUAAGAAAGUGGAUUGACAACGACGAGCAAAAGAAGUUGGACAACUUCGACACCACGCAGACUCUUCACGAUGCUUGCUUGGAGGUUGCCAAUGCGAAGCCGAAGGUGAAGUUGCCUACCUACAAGCGUAUGCGGACUGUCAUGUUGGACUACAUUUUCCUGAAGGUCCAAAAGUCAAUCAACCCCUUGACUGUUUGUUGGGACAAAACCGGCUUCACAUUCAUCAUAGACGGAUCGACAGAUCGCAAAGAACCAGCCGGUCAUGAAUUUCCUAGCAGCGGGGGAGAAAGGAGCAGUUUUCGUGACCAUGCAACAACAUUGGCGAAGUUGUGGGAACAGGUGAUGCGGGAGGUCAGGUUCAAACGAAUCAACGCGAUCUACACAGAGAAUGUUGAGGUCGACAAGAAGGCAGUGCAGAUCUUGGAGAGGCGGACCGAAAGAGACGUUGCAAGGAUACCGCGGGUGUCAUCAUCACUGUCAUGUGGAGCGCAUUGCUGCGGUCUGUUGUUGAAGGACCUCAGUAGUUUGCCUUGGGUGAAGGACACAGUGAAGACGACGGACAUGAUCGUGAAGUGCAUCAGGAACCAUCACGCCACGCACGGUCUCAUGAUAUCCAUCGAUGACUCGUUGUCAUUGUUGCGCCCGACAAAGGUCAAGUUCGGGUCGGUGUACCAGAUGUUGCAGAGGCUGGCGGGCAGGGAGGAAGUGUUGAAUGAGAUGGUGGACGGAGGUUGUGCAGUGACGUGGCGGGCAUUGAGAUGGUCGGGACAAAAGCUGCAGAAAAAAAACGACCUUGUCUACUACAUUGUCAGGUCAGAGAGUUGGUGGGACACAGUCAGGAAAAUUGUGGCAAUUAUGGAGGCAGUGUACAACCUCCUGAAGAGGAUGGACAGGGAAGGAGUUUCUCCCACCAUCCUUGUGGAGUUUGGCGAUCUCAUUGCGAGGAAAUUAGCAAACGGCGUACUCACGAAAAAGGAGAAGGAGGAUGUGAUGGACAAGGUCAAGAACCGCGUGCAGACUAUGUAACACCCGUGGACGCGUCCGCGGGUCCAAUCUCGGAUGGCGGACGCAG
Chara braunii is the source of this 1195-nucleotide messenger RNA. The record is from the annotation of a GenBank genome assembly. Lineage: Eukaryota; Viridiplantae; Streptophyta; Charophyceae; Charales; Characeae.